CCAUCCUGCACCCUCACAAAUGGAGUAUGAAGAUGAGGAUUGGUUAUGUGUAACUAUGGAAGAGUUUUCUCUUGCUACUGAAAAUGGUUCUAGCAAGCAAGGGAUAGGUCGGAAGAGAAACUAUGAUGAUGGCACCAGAGAGUUCAAAUCAAAGAACCUAGAAACGGAAAGAAGGAGGAGGGAGAAGCUCAGUAGCAGACUCUUGAUGCUUCGUGCUAUAGUGCCUAUCAUCACAAAUAUGAACAAAGCCACAAUUAUUGAAGAUGCUAUCACCUACAUUGAGAAGCUUCAAGACAAAGUCCAGAGUCUCAGUCAAGAGCUUCACCAAAUGGAAACAACUUCAGAGGAAACAGGAAACACAACAGAUGAAAUUGAUGCUGCACAAGAUAUGAAGGAUUUGGGAAUACAGGAAGAAGUUAGGGUGGCACAAAUAGACGGAAAUAAACUCUGGGUUAAGAUCAUCAUUGAGAAGAGAAAAGGAAGAUUCAGAAAAUUGAUGGAAGCUCUCAAUAAUUUCAGCAUUGAACUCAUAGACACCAAUCUCACAACCACAAAAGGAGCAUUUCUUAUUUCAAGCUGUAUACAGGACAGAGAUGGUGAAAAACUUGAAAUUCAACAAACCAAGGAUUUGUUGCAAGACAUUAUCAAUGGCAUAUAG
Molecule: messenger RNA, 658 nt
Organism: Vigna angularis (adzuki bean)
Lineage: Eukaryota; Viridiplantae; Streptophyta; Magnoliopsida; Fabales; Fabaceae
Product: transcription factor DYT1
Exons: 4
Coding region: 20-658 (212 amino acids)
Biological process (GO): regulation of DNA-templated transcription
Cellular component (GO): nucleus
Molecular function (GO): DNA-binding transcription factor activity; sequence-specific DNA binding; protein dimerization activity
Source: RefSeq, a predicted model, not a curated record